CUCACACACCCGACGCUGCGCGGGCGUCACGCAUCCACGUCUGCGCCGCCGCGAGCGCGCCCCACGCUUCUCCCACCACCACAUCCCACAUCGCUAUGCCCUCCUCCGGGCUCGACGACACGCCCGUCGCGAGCGCCGCGCCGCGCUUCGCCGGCGAGCCGCUCACCGCGGCGCGCGGCAUCGACGAGGAGCAGGCGCCGGCGCUCGAGCUGCCGCUCCUCGCGCACGGCCUCGGCCUCGAGUUCAGCUUUGCCAACCGCACAGAGGCAUCCGGCAGCAGCAGCUCCUCGUCCCUCACCUGGGCCGCCACGCCGCCGCGCCGCUCCGUGCCGACGUUCCGCAGCGCCGUCACGCCGCCGCCGCGGGCACCCGCUCGCCGCUCCAGCAGCGCUGCCACCGGCCUCGCUAUGUCGCCCGAGCCGACAUCGCCCCGCACGCGCUCCUCCUUCACGUUCGAGGGCGCCACGCCGCAGCCAGAACGCCGGCGGAGCGUCGCAUCGCCGCCGCAGCCACAGCCUCCGCCGCUCUCGCCGCUGCCUCGGCCGCCGGCCGUGGCGCGCAGCCGCAGCCACGACGCAGACAGCUCGCGCGGCACGGCAGAGCAGGUGCAGUCGGUGCUCUCGCAGCUCACAGGCGGCGAGCGGCCGCGCAACGAGGCACAGCUCAUCGCCAGCCUGCACACGCUCGCGCGGCCAUCGCAGCCGCGCAGCCGCACAACGAGCACGGCCAGCACGCACUCGGAGGCGAGCACGAGCAGCAAGGCCAGCGCCGCCAGCCAGACGCUGCUCACCUGGGGCGAUGCGCUGAGCCGCGCCAGCACCAGCACGCGCACGCGCAGCGGCACGGUGAGCAGCAACAGCACCGGCGGCGGCCCCAAGCGGCGAGCCAGCGACACGCCCACACGCAGCUCCACCUCGCACCAUGCUGCGCGCGACAACUUCGGGCGCGCCCUCUCCAGCGGCACGCUGCCCCGUGCGCCCUCGAACGGCGGCCCUGACUCGAGCGCCAGCACGCCGGAGGGCGCGCUGGGCCGUCUUGCGCUCCCGUCGGACGCCGCGCGGCAGAGACGCGGGUCAGCCUCUGCAGCCGUGGGCCAUGCGGAGGAGGACCUCGAGGAGGUGCUCGAGUCGCUGAAUGGGCAUGGCGAGAUCGAGAUGGAGCGGCGUGCCUCGCUGCCGGCCUCACAGCUCGCGCCCGCCCCACUGCUGCUCCCGGCACCGAAUGCCGCAGCGACGGCUCGGCAGCUGCGCGAUGCGCAAAACGAGAUUGCGGCGCUGCGGGCGGGUCUGAAGUGGGCGCUGGACAAGAACGACGAACAGUCGGCCAAGCUCAAGUCACCUCCGCCAUUCUCCUUUGCGCCGUCCGAGGCCUUCCCAGUCACACAGACCGACGGCGUGCAUACAUGGGUGUCGGCAAGCCGCAAGAACUCGCUCGUCCCGCCAGAUGGGCAGCCGCCCUCCAGGCCGCGGUCGCGUGCGCGCUCGAUCCUCAAGGCUCUGCGGCCAGCGCGCGAGCCCCGUGUGCCAGCUCUGCGUCUGGCGAAUGCAGCGCCGGCCGCGGGAUCCGAGACGCUCAACGCAGACGCCCUCGCGCUUGCCUUUGGUUCGCCAAGCCCUUUCGCUGGCGUCUCCACGCCUUCGAACAGGCUGUCGGCUUUCAACUCGCAGCGCUCCAAGGCGACGCCAGCACCGACCUUGCCUCGCUCGCUGCGCGUCUGUGGGAGUCGGCCGAGGCUCGCACCGACGAGGACAGUCUCUCGGCAACGCAAGGCGACGCCUCGGCAGACCUCUUCUCCGACAGCGUCUCCUCCUUCCACAGCGCAGACGGCGUCUCUGAUAUCGAGGUCUCCUCGCCAUCACCACGCGGUCGUGGCCUCUCGCUGGACGGUGCCUUGCUCGACAAGCGUGCCAGUCGCGGCGAGAUGCCCGAGGACCGCGCAGAGAGCGUCAUUGGCCUGCUGCGUCGCGGCAGUCUACAGGCGCAUGCUGCACAGCUGCGCCGGCUCUCGCGCACAUCCAACAGCUCAUCGGGUCACGAGGCUGCUGCGCCUAUCCCGAAGAGGCGGCCAGAGCCCAGCUCGCCGCUCCCGCCGCCACCGCCGGGCGCUUUUCCGAACCAACAGUCGAUGCUUCUUUCACCGCACGGCACCUCUGCGAUCUUCGAGGCCCAGCCGCCACAUGCCGAGCAGGCCGAGCCCGAGAUCCACGUGCCCUCGACAGACGCAGAUACCCCGGAUGCGCCUCCUGCUCCGACCCAACAGCCUCCUGCCCCGCUCGCACUUGCUGCAUCUGCUUCCUCUGCAUCCCUUGCUGCCCCUGCACCCGCCUCUGCGCCUGCCGCCCUCGCAAAUACCUCGCUUGCGCCCCUGCACGCAUCAGACCAACCAUACCCAGCAUCGGAAGCCUCGGCCGGCCGGCCGAGCAUGUCACCUUCUCCGUCACCAUCCAUUCCGCGCCGGAUGGCCUCGUCGACGUGGCCGAAGCCCCCCUCCGACGCGCCGCCUUCGCCACGAGCCCUCGAGUCGGCCAUGUCGGCCUAUGGCACUCCCGCUGCGCCUUCUCCGAGCUCAGAGACAGGUCGUCUCGACGCUGCCGCUGCUGAGGCAGACGAGGUGGUGCCGGCCUAUCGUCCUGGCGUGCCCGGCCGUCGUGCCUCACUCCUCCUCGAGACUGCCUCUGCGCUGGCCGAUGAGGAUCAGCAUGGCCCGCUCGAGCCGCGCACCCGCUCGGCGGGCUCUCAGCGGCGCCGACGUCGUCACGUCGAGCGCACCGGCAGCCGAGCUAGCGACAGUCCGCAGAGCAGCAUCGUGGGCGUCGAGAGCGCGGCCGGCAGCGUCCGCGGCAGCGUGAUAGGGCCGCAGCCGCCACUGGCGCGUCUCGGCAGCCGCACCAGCAUCUCGUCGUCGCGCUCGCGCCACUCGGGCUCGACGAGCAGCAUCGUCGCCGGCUCGCGCAGCUGGGCGCCGCCGUCGAUCGCCUCGAGCGGCAGCAGCGGCAGCGCCGAGGCCAUCGCUGCCCGUUCGCCCAACUCGGCGCCGG
Molecule: messenger RNA, 3038 nt
Organism: Tilletiopsis washingtonensis
Lineage: Eukaryota; Fungi; Basidiomycota; Exobasidiomycetes; Entylomatales
Exons: 3
Coding region: 96-2849 (917 amino acids)
Source: RefSeq, a predicted model, not a curated record